GUGGCGGUAAUGAGGCUGCAGCACUUGGCGCCAGCCACCAUUCAAACAGCAGAACAAUACAUGAGAAACGGCCAUAGUCGUAGCUCCACAAUGGUUGACUCAGGGACCAAGUUAAAGAUACGCAAGCUGCUGAAGACGAUUCUUUGCCUAUUCUCCCUUACAUUCGUCGUAUUAUUCACUGUUGCAUUUGUCAGGACGUUGACGCUGGACGUAGACGUCGGACUUCAACAUGCACAGUGGGAGAAAACUAAGAACAUAUCGCUUGACAUAGGGCGCGAGCAGAGAGAAGAGCUUCUGGACAAUUUUAAAGAGAGUAUCCGGAUCCCCACCGUGUCUUUCGCCGAGAGUAACUACAACACCACCGCGCUACUGGAGUUCAACAGGUUCCUCCGUAAAGCCUUCCCUACAGUUUACUCUUCAAGCUUGGUUCAUCAUGAGGUCGUUGCCAACUACAGCCACCUGUUCUGGGUGGAAGGAUCCCAGCCUGACCUGUUGCCAUACCUGCUGCUGGCUCACGUCGAUGUGGUACCUGCCUCUGAAUCAGACGCCUGGGACUUGCCACCGUUUUCUGCCAAGGAGAUGGAUGGCUUCAUCUAUGGAAGAGGAACCUUGGAUGACAAAAGCUCUCUAAUGGGAAUACUUCAGGCGCUCGAAUACUUGCUAAGAAAAGGCUAUGCUCCACGCAGAGGAUUUUACAUCGGUCUUGGUCAUGAUGAAGAAGUCAGCGGCAAAAAUGGAGCAUUGAAUAUAGUGAAUGUGAUGAAACAGCGCGGCGUGCAGUUGUCAUUUGUCCUAGACGAGGGCAUGCUUAUCACAGAGAACCUGUCAAGUUUUCUUGGAGGAUCUACGGCAUUUAUUGGAAUAAGCGAAAAGGGCUCUGCCACUAUAAAGCUUAGUGUGUCUACGCCUCCUGGUCACUCCUCAAUGCCUCCCAAGGAGACCUGUAUUGGGAUCUUGGCUGCAGCAGUCAAAAGAAUAGAGGACAACCCGAUGCCCAGGUUAUUCGGUUAUGGACCUGAACGUUUGUCCUUUGAGCACAUGGCCCACAAGUUCAGUUUUCCGCUGAAGUUCAUGAUGUCGAAUUUGUGGCUGUUCUCUCCACUGAUUGGCAGAGUACUAGAAAGGCAGCCGAUUACUAACAGUCUUGUAAGGACAACAACAGCAGUCACCAUGUUUAAUUCGGGAGUUAAGUUUAACAUCAUCCCUUCCCUCGCUGAAGCUUUUGUGAAUUUGCGAAUCCACUCGGCACAGUCGUUAGAAGAGGCACUUGAUCACAUACGUUCCAGAGUGGCAGAUGAGCGAGUGAAGAUGGAGCUCAUUGAUGGGUUUGAUCCUCUGCCAGUCAGCUCUACUGAUGAAAAGUCCUUUGGCUUCCAGAUCAUUAAGAAAACAGUGUUGGAGGUAUUUCCGUCGGUAACGGUUGCUCCAGGUAUUUGUGUUGGGAACACUGACAGUCGACACUUUAAGGACUUCACCAAGGAUAUUUUUCGCUUCAUACCUGCCUGGUUAAAGUCAGGUGAUUAUCUGAGAUUCCAUGGCCUAAAUGAAAGGAUUUCUAAAAAGAACUACGAGGAAUUUGUUGUUUUUUACUCAAGUCUGAUUCAGAACUGUGAUAUUCAGAAACUCCCUGAGCCUCAUGGUUCUGUCCACGAACUCUAAGGAAGUUACACAUUCUGUAACAAUUGUAAUGAAUUGCAAACCCAGAAGCCAACGCUUUUGAAUAAGUCAGCAUCAUUUCAGUAUCACUCAGUGGGACCGCGAACGGACUCUUGUGGCCUCUAAUUUUAAAGGUGACUUGUUUAAUCUGGUAUGGUUAGAUCCUAGGGCCGCAUAUUUAAUUGCAAAUGAAUCAAAAUCACAAUACAUUUGUUGUCUUCAAAUAUUUAUGAUUUUGAUAUGUUCCAGUAUCCAGUUAAGAUGCAAAAAUGAGAGUUGUACCAAUUCACAGUCCAAUGAUCACAAUUUAAUUUUAUAUUGUAUAAUAUUUUGCACCUUUUAUUAGAUACAGAACAACUUGAUCUUGUUGCAAUAAAAUAACCAAGAGUCAA
Molecule: messenger RNA, 2048 nt
Organism: Solea solea (common sole)
Lineage: Eukaryota; Metazoa; Chordata; Actinopteri; Pleuronectiformes; Soleidae
Gene: pm20d1.2
Product: peptidase M20 domain containing 1, tandem duplicate 2
Exons: 13
Coding region: 10-1659 (549 amino acids)
Biological process (GO): amino acid metabolic process
Molecular function (GO): hydrolase activity, acting on carbon-nitrogen (but not peptide) bonds, in linear amides; metallocarboxypeptidase activity
Source: RefSeq, a predicted model, not a curated record